Molecule: messenger RNA, 1391 nt
Organism: Linum tenue
Lineage: Eukaryota; Viridiplantae; Streptophyta; Magnoliopsida; Malpighiales; Linaceae
Source: the annotation of a GenBank genome assembly
AUCAAAAUCAAAGCCCCUCCCUCCUCCCAUCACUCAAACAGAGAGAACAGAACAUGGCAUCCAUUUCGGCGAUCUCCGAAGCUGAUCGACUGGCGCAGUUCAGGGCCUUCGACGCAACGAAAGCCGGCGUAAAAGGACUGGUGGAUGCUGGAGUGACCGAAAUCCCUCCCAUAUUCCACACGCCGCCUGAAAUCAUACUGGACAGCAAAUCAAGUAGUGACAAGAAGUUCACCUUCCCCGUCAUCGACCUACAAGGCGCGGCCACAGAUCCUGCGAAGCGGAAGGAGAUCGUCGAGAAAGUUCGAGAUGCUUCCGCCACCUGGGGGUUCUUCCAGGUCGUCAACCAUGGAGUUCCGCUCGACGUGCUGGACGAGAUGCAAUCCGGAGUGAAGAGGUUCCACGAGCAGGAUCUCGAGGAGAAGAUGAAGUUCUAUACACAUGACCUCACUAGAAAGAUUGCUUACAGCAGCAACUAUGACUUGUACACCCGGCAGUUCGCUAAUUGGAGAGACAGCGCCCUCUUCUACAUGGCUCCAGAUCCUCCCAGCCACGAAGAACUCCCUGCUGCUAUAAGGGAAAUCAUAGAAGUUUAUUCCAAGGAGAUGCUUAAGAUGGGAUACCUAUUGUUUGAGCUUCUCUCAGAGGCUCUAGGACUUGACCCGAACUGCCUGAGAAAUAAGGAUUGCUUGAUGGGACAUUACUUGGCGUGUCAUUAUUAUCCACGGUGUCCUCAGCCUGAUCGUACUUUGGGGAAUGGCAAGCACACAGACUCCGAUUUCAUGACCAUUCUCCUGCAAGACCAUGUCGGAGGCCUUCAGGUCCUCCAUCAGGAUCAGUGGGUUGACGUCACUCCUCUGCCGGGAUCCCUUGUAAUCAACAUCGGAGAUUUGCUUCAGCUCAUGUCGAAUGAUAAGUUCAAGAGCGUGAAGCAUAGGGUGCUGGCGAAUCAUAGCGAUGGACCAAGGAUAUCGACGGCGUGCUUUUUUAGCACCGGUCUUUUGCCAAACUCAACAAAAUAUGAACCCAUUGAGGAGCUGUUGUCUGAAGAGAAUCCUCCCAAAUACAGAGGGACCACAAUCUCGGAGUACUUGAUGGCUGUGGCUACCAGCAAUGAAAUCGAUGGGGAGUCUCUUCUUCAGCAGUUCAAGCUCUAAGUUUGGAGACAAUUUGGCUGGAGAUUGAUUGUGAGAAAAAGUUCAGUAUGUACAACUUGAAAUUAUAAGAAAAUAAUAUGGGGGAUCAUCGAAUGAUGACAAUGUGACCGAGCUGCAGCUGAAACUUGUACCUCGUCUGUUACAGAAUGAAGUUUCAUAUAUAAAUAAUUUGAGUUGAAUAAAUGAAUAACUUUGCAUCCAAUGGAUCGGAUUAUAUACUAAUUAAUUAAUCUUGAU